AUGGAGACCGACCUUUUGUCGUCCGAAAUUUUGGCAGAGACCUUCGGGCCAACUAUCACCCAUGCGCCCGCUGCCGUGGCUGCCACCGAUGAGAACCUUGUUCCGCGCAGGACAAUAUUGUGUGUUUACUGCGGCGCCUCGGACGGCAACAAGCCUGUUCACAUGAAAGCAGCCCGUGAGCUUGCGCGCCUCAUGGCUGCCAAUGACAUGCACCUAGUCUAUGGUGGUGGAACUGUCGGCCUUAUGGGAGAGGUCGCGAAGACUCUUGUAUCUCUAUCCGGUCCCGGUGCCGUGCACGGCAUUAUACCAGAGGCCCUGGUCAAGUACGAGCGGAACGACCCGAUUCACGAUGCCAGCCCUGGUCUGCGGGUCCCCGACGAGAGCGUCUACGGGCGCACUACCAUCGUCAAGGAUAUGCACACCCGUAAGCGUAUGAUGGCCCGCGAGGUCUUCAAUGGCGGGCCUGGCUCGGGGUUUAUUGCUCUCGCUGGCGGAUACGGUACCAUUGAGGAAAUACUCGAGACCACCACGUGGGUUCAGCUCGGCAUACACUCGCGUGGGGUAUGCCUUUUGAAUAUUGAUGGCUUUUACGAUGGCAUUCUUUCUUGGAUCGAACACGCCGCAGCGGAAGGUUUCGUCAAGGGCGACAACGCCAGCAUUGUUGCGACUGCCACAACUGCCGCUGAAGCCAUUGCCGCGCUCGCGAGCUAUCAAGUCCCCAGCACGACUUUCAAGCUCAAGUGGGACAUGGCUUGA
This is a messenger RNA of Verticillium nonalfalfae, 756 nucleotides long. RefSeq lists its product as uncharacterized. Gene Ontology annotation, biological process: cytokinin biosynthetic process. Lineage: Eukaryota; Fungi; Ascomycota; Sordariomycetes; Glomerellales; Plectosphaerellaceae. Gene Ontology annotation, molecular function: hydrolase activity, hydrolyzing N-glycosyl compounds. The record is from RefSeq and is a predicted model, not a curated record. Gene Ontology annotation, cellular component: cytosol. The transcript is spliced from 2 exons. Bases 1 to 756 code for a protein of 251 amino acids.